Durio zibethinus is the source of this 2120-nucleotide messenger RNA. The record is from RefSeq and is a predicted model, not a curated record. NCBI's taxonomy places the organism in Eukaryota, Viridiplantae, Streptophyta, Magnoliopsida, Malvales, Malvaceae.
GUCUCUAAUCAAUUUUUGUGUGACAAGACAGAGUGGAAGUACAUGUAAAACCAACCAUAGCACACAGUACAUUGUAGUGGUGCAUGUUUACCCACUAUUUUCAUGUCAACUAGUUUUGCCUGCCAAUUCUAGUGCAAGCAAGACUAAUCACUAAAAGUUGAAGCCUUAAAGCAGGGGAGGGAGUGAAAAGGAGAUAUCUUACUAAGGCUUUUGGACCUUGGAGCAAAUAUUAUUAUAACUAAUUUUAUUGUUAUCAUAAUUAUGGUUUUGCUAAGUCAGUGACCUAAUAGCAAAUAUAUAAGAAGACUCUCCAGCUCAGUUUGGAAUGCUCAUUUCACUCACGGAGAACCACACCGUCCACCAGUACCACUACUCAAGACUUGGGGAAGAGCAUAGAGAGACAGAGAGAAAGAACAUGAUUAGGGAACUGAGAGUAAGCACUCAUCAGGAUGCAGGAGGGAUUGGUGGUCUUUUCCUAGUCUUUUGGGCUGCUCUGAUCACCCUUUCUUUGAUUUCAGCCAUAAUUUUCUCUUGUGCAGAUGGUGUAUCAAAGGAUAAAACAACUUCAGGUGAAACAAACUUUUAUGGUGGAGGAUGUGCUGCUGGUUGUGGCGGUGCCGAAUGUGGUGCUGCUUGCGGCGGAUAAAUCCUUAAGUUCCUCAUUACUUUUACAGCAACAAAUCUUGGACAAAUUCCAAUAUUUAGCUUAGACAUACUGUCUUAAGGCUGCUGUGCUUGCUACUUUGAAAGGUAGAAUUGCAAGAUGAUGUACUAAUUUGUAAGUACUAACUAUCAAGGUUUAUGCAAUUACGGAAUGAGGCAGCUGGCUUCUGAUAAGAAACACUGUACCAUAAAGCUGCAACUUCCCAUAAUAUGCCUUUUAUUGUCCGAGAGAAUGUCAUGACUCAUUUAAUUUACCACGUUUUCAUUGAUCCUCUCUCCAAUUUCUUGGGAUCAUUUUGAGUGUACUGACAAAAUGAUCUCAUUCACUAUAGUUAAUAUGAGUUGGAUAGUUGGUCUUGUCAUUAAUUUCCUAGAGUUGCAGACAGAAGAUAAUCAUGUUCUCAGGGAAAACAAAGCUGCAUGCUACUUCUUCACCUCUCUAAUUAAUUAUAAUUAAUAUGAACAAUUAUCCCUAGAUGCUCAGACCAAGCUUGAGUUGACUCUUUCUUUCACUACACUCCUGCAAAUCAACAAAUUAAGCAUAUGCAUUGAUUCUAUGUUUCUUAUAUUUCCAUUUUAGGCACAUUUCAACCUCACAAGAUAUGGGAAAGUUCUACUGUCUACUCCAAGCAUAUGUUUAAAGACAACAAUUAAGAGACUGAAGUUUUCCUUGAAAUACAAUUUACAGAUGGUGUUAUCCCCAAGAAUGAGUUGAUUUUAAUCCAUAAAAAUAUUUGCGUUUAGAACUUAUGAUUGACGGACAAGCCAUAAAGUCACCUCAUCACUUGCAUUUUUUGCAAAGGUCAACUAAAUAAAUAUUUGUAUGGAUUAAAAUCAACUAAAUAAAUAUACAAAGAAGCUUUUCAAAAAAAUAUGAUGGCAAAGAAAGCAUCCCUUUAAUUGUGUAAAACGCUUGUCCCUUUGUAAUUAACUGCUAUUAAAUUUCUAAAGAAUUUGUUCCUACGGAGAAAUUUUGGAGUAUGAUAUUUACAAUUUGUGAUGUGCUUAAAUAUAAUUUCAUUUCAGUUGAAUCGAAAUUAGGACUAUGACAAAUGAUAUUUGAAAUAACUUAAGUACUUAUAAAAAUUUUAUUAUAUUCAAUUUAUAAGUUGGGAAGCACCAUAUGACCUAUUUAAUAAAUAAUUUAAUAGAUUUGGAGUUAAAAUUUCUUUAUAUGUAAUCUCUUCCCUUUCUCGAUUUCCUCUUGUUUGGACUGAUUCGAUAUGCGUCGGACAAAACUAAGGAAAAGAAGGAAGAAAAGAAGUUAUACAAAAAUUUAAUCUAUAAUUAUAUUAGAUAUUUGCUAAUUGCAAAUGUAAGUCAAGAUGGCCGAGUUGGUCUAAGGCGCCAGUUUCAGGUACUGGUCCGAAAGGGCAUGGGUUCGAAUCCCAUUCUUGACACUGGAUUUAAUUUUUGUUUCUGAGGCACUGUCAUUAUGAUUCGAGAAGCAAAUAUGA